UGCCCGGGGCGCCCGGGACCCCCGGGACCUGGACGUGUUUUGCGGAGCAUGCAGGGCCCUGAUGGACGAGGUGGAGUACGACAUCACCAAGGCUCGGCAGAAGAAGACCAAGGUGGGCUCCUUCCGAGUCAAUCCUGACGGGACGCAGGAGAGGAGAAAGAUCCCCUUAGCCCAGUCGGAGGCGUUCCUGACAGACCUCUUGGAUAAAGUGUGCGAGCGAAUGAAUGACUACAGGCUUGAAGAAGACCCUGUGACUAAGGAGAAGACUUUCAAGAGAUUUGCUCCAAGGAAGGGAGACAAAAUAUACAAAGAAUUUAAAAAAUUCUAUUUUUAUUCUGAUACUUACAGAUCUUUGAAAUUCGCGUGCGAAACCAUAAUAGAGGAGUAUGAAGAUGAAAUAUUCUCACUUAUCGCCCAGGAGGCACACUCCCUCGCUGACGAGCUGUGCAGUGAAAAAUCAGAUCUGUGUGAAACUCCUACUGCUCACGCUGAGCUCUAGGAGUGAGGGUGCCCUGGUUAGAGGGGAGUGGAGUCCCAGCUGGAGGUGGUCGUCUGCAGCUGUGUCUUCAUGUCUCCUCCUGGGAAGAAAUCUUACAUCUCUUACUUAUACCACGUUAUCUCAUGUGUGAGGUUGUAUGAAAAUCUGUUGGGCAUCAUGACAAACCCGAUUCCCUCUCCAGGUGAAGCUGCAGAGUGCGUAAAACAAAUUACCUUUGAGGAUUUUGAUACAAAUAGGCUUGGCAGUAAAGCAUUCAAUUUGGUAAAAGGAAAAAAGUGAAGACACUUCAUAAAUGAAAUAAGGAUUUAAUAAUGUAUACUGUGUAUUUUAUGCACAUAUACAAGUAUAGUGUUCUGUUUGAUAAGAACUUGAUUUGACUUCUUAAAUUUUGAUUGGUCAUGAAAUUAAGAAAAUAUAUUGCCACAAAUUCCAGAUUAUGUCUUCUGAGUUUAUAUGGCUAUUGGUGAAAGAAACGAACUCACUUUAUAUCAGGAAUGAAAGUUAAAUUUCUAGAAACCUUAAGUUUAAAAACUUUUUAAUCUCUAAAAUUUAAUUGAAUGUGUAAAAAAUAAUGAAUACUUUGCUAGUGAACAAUAACUAUAUUGACCUUUCUUACACAUAUAUUUUGAAUUCAAGUGAUUUAGAACGUUGAUUUAUUAUUACGUCAUGUAUUCUUAAAAGAUGACACCAAUGACCAUGUUUUGUUUGGCUGAAAGCUCUCCUGUUGUGUUUUUGUUUUUUAAAGACUUUCAUCUGGCAUUUGGUGUGUAGAUUUUACUACUGACUAACCCAUCCUUCUUCUGUGCAGGUGUUUUUGUAGGUGUAGAGUUGGAAGGAGAGGUUGGGCCUUAUGGGAAGUUACCGUUUGACCACAACUCAAUCCCGGAGUGUAGGAAAAAGAGCUCUCGGACAGCUCUUUGUCUCUGUUAAAUUUCAUUUGAUGGAAUCUGACUUUAAUUAUUUAAAAUGUCAGGGCAUAUUCUACACUUGUUUUAAAAAAGGAAUUCUCGUUGUUGUUGUGAGAAUUUAUGGGGU
This is a messenger RNA of Diceros bicornis minor, 1534 nucleotides long. It is a transcript of the gene CNPY1, whose product is annotated as canopy FGF signaling regulator 1. NCBI's taxonomy places the organism in Eukaryota, Metazoa, Chordata, Mammalia, Perissodactyla, Rhinocerotidae. Gene Ontology annotation, cellular component: endoplasmic reticulum. The transcript has 5 exons. The coding region runs from base 62 to 499 and encodes 145 amino acids. The record is from RefSeq and is a predicted model, not a curated record.